Molecule: messenger RNA, 423 nt
Organism: Phragmites australis (common reed)
Lineage: Eukaryota; Viridiplantae; Streptophyta; Magnoliopsida; Poales; Poaceae
Product: putative ripening-related protein 4
Exons: 2
Coding region: 1-423 (140 amino acids)
Source: RefSeq, a predicted model, not a curated record
AUGUGCUUCUCCGUUCAUGAGGUCUCAGCAGCCACCUGCAAUGUCAGUGGCUUCAUCCACGGCAAGGGACGCAACUGCAACCGAGAGACUGGCUUGGACAACCGCUGCGUCGCAGGCAAGCGCUAUCCGCAGUUCAGAUGCUCGCCUCCGGUGUCAGCCAAGACACCGGCCAUCCUGACAAGACAAAGAGUGGUCACAUUGUCCUCCGGGUGGCUGCGUCUCGACGGCACAAACCGCUGCAACAAGAAGAUCCGUGUCAAUGCGAAUGGACGCUCCGUCCUGGCCAAGGUCGUGGACGAGUGUGACUCGGUUAACGGUUGCGAUGGGGAUCACGGAUUUGAGCCCCCGUGCCGCAACAACGUUGUGAACGGAUCGCCGGCAGUAUGGAAGGCUCUCAGGCUCAAUGAAACCAUAUCUGACUGA